UUUCGUUAGAGUUGAUCCGCUGCUAACGCAUCUACCUCGCAAAAUCAUGUCAGCCAAAAUUUUCAGUGUUCUCUGUCUGCUUGUUGCGGUAUGCUGCAUCUAUGCUGUCAGCGCUGCUUCCUCGGAAUACGAUGACACCUACUACGACAAAAAAACCAAAGCCGUCAGUCAGAAGGUUGCAGGAACCGAAUCCGCAAAUCCAUUGAAAUUAGUUUCGUUCAACGGCGGCGACUGCCAAUGUUCGAACUUGGCCUGCUCCUGCUGCACAGGUGUGAGAGUGAAGAAGCUUAAAUUCGACAAAGAAGUUUGCGCUGUCAUCGAGUACCUGAAACAAGAGAUCGGUGUUGGAGCAUCGAUCAAAGUCAACCAGAAACAGCUCCUGUCCACCUCCGUCUCCGUGAGCAACCCACCACCCGUGUGCUUGACUGUUCCUGACUUCCCUGCAGUGCAGUUGUGCCUUCGUUUCCAUGACCUCCAAAUCAGCGGAGGCAAAUUGCACGCUUGCGCCGACUUGGAAACGCGUGUUACCAAACUGCCGGUACUGGCUCUGCACUUCAAAUGUAUCACAGUCUAAUUCGACCAGCUCUUAUGAUGGUACCUUGGGAAAACCUUACAAACAUCUUCGAACACAUCAAUUCUUUCUAACAUCCAAAGAAACUGAACAACUAAAAUUGUGAUUCUUCAAACUUGUACGAAAAAGGUCUCAUGGUGCCGUGAACACUAGAACCAAAAUUUAAAUGUACUAUAUAUUUAUUCAAUUGGCAUAUAGACUUUCAAAUAAAUUUUACUUU
Molecule: messenger RNA, 791 nt
Organism: Megachile rotundata (alfalfa leafcutting bee)
Lineage: Eukaryota; Metazoa; Arthropoda; Insecta; Hymenoptera; Megachilidae
Source: RefSeq, a predicted model, not a curated record